This is a messenger RNA of Paecilomyces variotii, 939 nucleotides long. Its product is annotated as putative ER membrane DUF1077 domain protein. NCBI's taxonomy places the organism in Eukaryota, Fungi, Ascomycota, Eurotiomycetes, Eurotiales, Thermoascaceae. Bases 208 to 768 code for a protein of 186 amino acids. Gene Ontology annotation, cellular component: EMC complex. The record is from RefSeq and is a predicted model, not a curated record. The transcript has 3 exons. Gene Ontology annotation, biological process: protein folding in endoplasmic reticulum.
CCUCACAGAGUCCAAUCUGACAACGUUCGGAGCGGCCUGGAAGGGCCGGAGAAGGGAAGACGCCGAAGCGCAAGCAACUUUCCGUGGUGGAUCUCCCGCCCAACUCCACACUGCGUAGAGCAACAGGACGACCAUCUUGAUAUCCUGAUAUCAACGCUCUCAAACAACAGAUAGUCUACUCCAGAUAGGCCAUCUUGCCUCAUUACGAUGGCUUCCGCAGGCUCUUUACCCCCUGCUCCCCUGCCCCGAUGGGCAGUGGCCAUGAACUCCCCAGCUCCAGCACCAUCAGUCAAAACAGCCAACAUCCCCAAUCCCCCAGGCUUCUCCAGCAAGCCCACCGACAAACAGCGGCGUACCGCGCAGCAACAAACGCCCGCCCGCCCCGUCGAGACCGACACCCUCAAGCUCAAAAAAGCAUGGGAAAUCGCACUGGCCCCCUCGAAACAAAUCCCCAUGAACGCCAUCAUGAUGUACAUGUCCGGCAACAGUUUGCAGAUCUUCAGCAUCAUGAUGGUCUUCAUGUUGUUCAAGGGUCCUAUCCAGGGUCUGCUGUCGACGAAUAGCGCAUUCGUCAAGUUCGAGAACGAAAAUACCAAGGCGCGAUUAGUGGGUGUCAAGGUGGUUUAUGUGCUUAUGCAGUUGGUUUUAUUGGCGCUGGGUAUUUGGAAGGUCAAUGCGAUGGGGUUGUUGCCGACUACGAGAUCAGAUUGGUUGGCAUGGGAAGGCGAGCGCGAGCCGCUCGAACGGGCAUACUUUGCCUUUAGUUGAUGAGGCCGGAUACCUCAAUGAGAUGAUGAACUCUAUCUACAGGGUGUGUAAUCUAUAUCAAUCUGAAACUUCAAAAGCUUGAUGAUCGUUCGUCAUACAUUGUAAUCAUGACCAUUGUAGUUUUAUAUUUGCUUGUCUACGCAACAUCUAAGACACUGGAGUGAGUGAGGG